Messenger RNA from Hypomesus transpacificus, 4330 nucleotides. Its product is annotated as centrosomal protein of 128 kDa-like. The record is from RefSeq and is a predicted model, not a curated record. NCBI's taxonomy places the organism in Eukaryota, Metazoa, Chordata, Actinopteri, Osmeriformes, Osmeridae. The transcript has 24 exons. Bases 129 to 3431 code for a protein of 1100 amino acids.
GCGGUCAGUUCAAGUUGCCAUAGCAGAGAGAAGCUAGUUGAACAUCUUCAGGUGUCACUUCUUGGUAAAGUGACCUGCAAUAGGUUUUGAUGAAGUAAUUCCGUACUGGACUUCCCCGGUCCAAAACAAUGGAAUCAUCCAGCGAAUCGGACAGCUUUCAAAGGACGAGAGGGGUUCGAUCCCGGGGGAGAGAAUCACGCCCGAGAGCCAGACGAGACAGAACCGAGACCGAUGCAGUCAUCUCUGAGAAAAUCAACACAUUGACAAGCACUUUACAGGACACAAGUAGAAACUUGAACAAAGUUGAUCGUAUGCUGGGCGAGUACAGAGAACAUACAGAUGACCAGGCAGAAGCCAUGGCAACGUUGAGGGAGGAUCUGGAGGAGUCUAUUCUGCAGCUCCAGAGCCAGAGGCAGAGAAGGCCCAGCCGGGCUCCCAGUGCCUCGGGGUCAACCCUGCACACCAGCGAUCUGGAGGGGGGAAACUCCUCAGAAGGCCAGCGUUUCUACCCAACCUCUCCCCUGAAGGAUUAUGGGAGCUCGGAGUGGGCCGGGGGCAGGAGGCGAUCCCGGUCAGCCACUGUGCGCUUCUGUUCUCCCAGACAGGCCGGAGAGGAUAUCCACAAUCUGCACCAGUCCCUCAGAGACCUGCGCAGCGACCAGAUCCGUCUGGGCGGCGACCUGGACACAGAGGUCCUCAGGAGGAACAGGUCGGAUGUUGACACCAGGCGAGCGUUGGAGAAUCUGGCAGAGCAUCUUACGGCUUCACAGCAGCAAGAUUUGGUGUCGAGCCGAGUGGAGCAGCGACUGCAGGAGAUGGAGAGAGAGAUGCGUGCAGAGCGACAGAGCACAGAGCGACCACCAGAGGCACGGGGGAGCACGUCUGACGAACUGCAGGAGGCCCUGAGGAGGCGAGAGGCUCGGGUCAUGGAGAGUGAGGAGGUGGUUAAGAUCAGACUCCUCAGCUCAAAAGCUGACAAAACCAAGUUGGAGCAGGAGCUGGAGAGAGCCAGGAAACAGCUGGACCAAUCAGAGGGAGGCAGGAAUACCCUACUACAACAGGUGGAGGACUUGCGUGAGCAGCUUCUGAGGCUGGAGCAGCAGAGGCUGGAGCAGCAGAGGCUGGAGCAGCAGAGGGUGGAGCAGCAGAGGCUGGAGCAGCAGAGGCUGGAGCAGCAGAGGGUGGAGCAGCAGAGGGUGGAGCAGCAGAGGGUGGAGCAGCAGAGGCUGGAGCAGCAGAGGCUGGAGCAGCAGAGGGUGGAGCAGCAGAGGGUGGAGCAGCAGAGGGUGGAGCAGCAGAGGGUGGCCACCCAGCCCUCCACCCAGCCCAGAGACUACCUGGCCAGGGACAGCAGGGCAGGAGACCUGGGCCCAGACGUGUUGGAGCUGGAGCGGGAGGUGCAGGCACUGCGAGGGCAGCUCAGCAGAACGGCAGCCCUCAGAGAGCUGGAGGAGCUGAAGACGAGCCUGGAGCGCAAGGAGGGAGACAGACUUCUGCUCUGCACACAGGUCGAGGCUCUGUCCUCAGACCUGUCUCGUCGGGAGCACCAGCAGCUCUCCAUGCUGCAGCAGCUGAAGGACAUCCAGGCGCGCUCGGAGGCGUGCGCGGCUGAGAGGGCCCGGGCGGCCCAGCGGGCGGAGGAGGCGGAGGCCCAGCUGGAGGAGAGCGCCCGCAGUAGGGAGCAGCUGAGGGCCCGCGCGCAGGAGGCCGUCCGCCAGUGGAGGGCCCGGGCUCGGAGGCUGCAGCGGGAGCUGGAGGAGGCCCGCGCACAGGCCCGACUGGACGCUGACAAGGCCAAGCAGGUAUGUGAGGAGAGGGAGGGCUCCCUAACCCAGGUGAGGGCUGCGUCCCAGCAGGCGGAGGGGGUGAGGAAGGAGCUGGCCGAGGCCCUCUCCCGCCUGGCCCAGCGCGAGGAGGAGCUGCACCAGAAGGAGGUGCAGCUGUCGGAGACACGAGGCCGCCGCCUGGGCCUGGAGCAGGAGCUGCUGGAGGCCCGGGAGGCCGGGGAGGAGGAGGCCCAGCGGCAGGCCCGGCUGCGCCAGGAGAACCAGAGGCUGGAGGAGGCGCUGGAGGCCCAGACCCGGAGGCACCAGGGGGACCGGGAGGAGCUGCAGGCCGCCGUGACGGAGCUGCGAGCCAGCCGGGCUCAGCUGGCAUCCAGGCUGGCUGAGGAGGAGGCCUCCAGGAGGGAGCUCCAGAGAGCCAGCGCUGAGCUGCAGGUGAGCGCGAGCCAGGCCCGGGAGCAGAGCGCCUCGCUGGGGGGGCGUCUGGAGCAGGAGAGGCAGGAGCACCAGAGGGAGCUGGCGGGGGUGAAGGCUGCGGCCCAGGAGGGCAGGAGCAGGCUGGAGCAGACGGAAGCCCGGCUCCUGGAGAUGAUGGCGGCUGCAGGGGCGUCUCAGGAGCUGCAGAGGGCGCUGGGUGUGAAGCUGGACAGGAUGAAGGCCGAGUGUGACAAGCUGACCCAGCAGCUGGCCAGCUCUCAGGAAGCCAACCGCAUCCUCCACAGGAAAUACCAGCAGCUCAAGCAGGAAGUUGAUGAAAAAGUGCGCUGGUCUGCCUCGGAAGCGGAGCGUCGGCGUGUGUCGGAGGAGGCGAGGGCGGGGCUGGAGGAGGCGAGGGCGGGGCUGGAGGAGAGGCUGCGUGGUGUGCUGGUAGAGCAGGAGGCUGUCCUCAGCACAGCGGGGGGCGAGAUAGAUGCAGCCUGCAGAGCCCUGGGCAAGGACGCCCCAGACACACUACAGAUCUUAUCUGGCAGCCCUGGCCUCCUCAGAGACCCCCACUGCUGGCUGGCUGACACCAAGGCGAAGCUGCGCUGGCUGAGCGGGGAGAUGUGUGAGCGCGGGGCAGCAGAGAGGAGGAUGAGGAGACAGAUCCAGACCAGAGACUCUGACCGCCUCACCCUCCUGCAGCGCCUGGAGAAGCAGGAGAGCAAGCUGCUGUCCCUGCAGUCCGAGAAGACCGAGCUCCUGGAGAAGAACCACAGGAGGGAGGAGGACAUGAGGAGUCUACAGGAGCGUGUGUUGGAGCUGGAGAAGAGCACCAGAGUGGCCUUGAAUCACCUGGAGUCUGUCCCGGAGAAACUGGGUCUGAUGGACGACAUCAGAGACCUGGAGGAAUCCCAUCACCAGAAGCAGGUGGUGGAUGAGUGCUAUGUGAAGUACAAGGACAUCGUUGGAGACCUUCAACACCAGCUGGAAGAAUCAAAACGCAAGAUCCAGGAGUACAGGGAUGAGAAAAUGGAUGCCACUUCUCGCAGCAUCCGAUUGGCUGCCAUGUCAUCGUCCAUACGAGGCCCCAGCAACUUCUUCCAUAGCUCCCUGCGCCAGGACACCUCCUCCCCUCCCCUCCUCCUGUCAUCAGAACUGACCGGCAGCCUCCCUGCAGAGAGCUGCCCCCCCGUCAACGGUCUGUCGGACUCCGUCAGCACCUAGACCCAGCGCCCCCCGCGCCCUCGCUGAACUGUCACACACGGUGCUCAACACAACCCCCUCUGGAAACGGUGCCGACAGCCAAUAAGUCAACCCGGCGUGAGGCCCAACGUUCCCUCCACGCUCCUCAACACAUGGUGCUCCAGUCAGUCCAUUACUCGCCUGCUCACCCUGUGCUCACCUGCUCUGAACCUGGCAGCUACUCUGCACCCAGGGGCCUGGAGAGAAGACACAGCCGUCUUCGGUGACUACCUCAACAAGGCUGCAGCCAGGGGAACAGGCGGUGCUGUGUGGUGCUGUGCAGAACAAGGUAACCUUGGGAGUGUUUACGUGCUGAAACGCCUGGGGGUGCUCAACGACGACGGCUGUUGAAGGUGUUUCCGUGUGAACGUUUAUGCGAGUGUUUAUCUGAAUGUGCAAAAGAAUGGAAUGAAAGUCAAAAUGGCCCUACAGCAUUUCUGAAGCUAAAUUCAAUUUCAUCUUUAGUUGUUUUUUUUAUCGCUCACCAUUUCAGUUUAUAACAAAGAACACGGUUUGAAGUCUCCUGUUUACCUCUUUACUGGUCAUUUGGACUGGAUCAUGCCAACAUUUUAUGUUAUCUAAAGCAAUUAACAGUGACUGUUUAUAUAUUUGUUUUUAGCGAUACUGUGGUGCCUUUUUAACUUUGUACAUGCAUUUACGCUAUUAUGCUCAGCAAAUAAUGACAAAUAAUUGUCUUUUUAGCUUUAACACUUUUACCAUAGCUGUAACAUAUUUUAUUUAAUUUUUCUACCGUCGGGAAUAAUCGUCCCUCAUCCUUUAAAUUCCGUAUGCAGUGUUUUUUUAAAGAAUCGCCAACAAGCACUAAAGAUGUAUAUUUUCUAUUGACAUUUAGAAAGAAUAUAUGUGAUAAUAAAAACCUC